Telopea speciosissima is the source of this 2117-nucleotide messenger RNA. Its product is annotated as PHD finger protein MALE MEIOCYTE DEATH 1. The transcript is spliced from 3 exons. The record is from RefSeq and is a predicted model, not a curated record. The coding region runs from base 48 to 2108 and encodes 686 amino acids. NCBI's taxonomy places the organism in Eukaryota, Viridiplantae, Streptophyta, Magnoliopsida, Proteales, Proteaceae.
UCUAUGUGUAUGAGUAAGGGACAAGAAAGAAAGAACGAGAUUCUCCAAUGUCGAUCACUAUCUUCGAAGCCUGCAAAAAGAGAGUAAGAAAGCCGAAGUUAUUUGGAUUUCACACAUUCGGAGAUCCAGGAUGCCCAAUCGAUCUCACAGGUCCGUUUAGAGACAACAUUAGAGUGUUCGUUCAAGAAUGUGGAGAGAUCGAACAAUACCAGGUCGAAGGGAUGCCAACCUGGUGUACCAUGCUUGUUAAUGAAAACAAUGGCGUUGCUCUUCCUCUCUUUACAGUUGAAGAGAGCGUGAAAUACUCACGUCGCCCUUUCUGCGAUCAUUGCCGAUGUGCUGGAUGGAGUCAUCACUUCGUGUCGAAGCGCCGAUACCACUUGAUAAUUCCGAUCGACGACGAGUGGACUAGGCCACUGGAAGGACGUGUUUUCGAUCUUCAAACUCACCUCCUGCAUGGUUUAAUUCAUUGUAAUGGAUUCGGGCAUCUUCUCUGCAUCAACGGAAUCGAAGGGGGUUCGAAGUCUCUGUGCGGAAGAGAGGUCAUGGAUCUCUGGGAUCGCAUUUGCACGCAACUCCGAACUCGUAAAAUUACAGUGGUAGAUUUGUCGAAGAAGAGAUCCAUGGAUCUCCGAUUGCUUCACGGCGUCGCUUAUGGGCACCCCUGGUUUGGGCGCUGGGGUUACAAAUUCCACCGUGGGAGCUUCGGAGUUACAGAACACCAAUACGACAGAGCAAUUGAAAUCCUCAGUUCUCUGAAUCUCGACCAGAUCCUCAACGACUUCAUCGAUACUGCCAAAGAGGAACAACUCAAAGGCAUAAUUCGAAAUUUCAGAGACGCAAGUGAAACCAGGUUAAUCACCCUCAGAGAUCUCCUACGCUUCAUGCUCGCCCUAAAAGCCAGAGCUCCCGUUCAAAGGAAAAUCAUUUUGUCUGCAGCAACCAUGAAACCACCAAUAAAAUCAACCUAUAAACGUAAGUCUCCAUCAAAGGAGAAACCAGUGAAGCUCAGAAAAUUCUCUCCUUUUGCGGCAAAUGCAGAGAGCAGAUGGCCUUCAAGGCGGUUAGAAUACGCUGCUGAAGUGAUAGUCGAAGCACUGAAAGAGAAGAAAGCCACCAACAAGAGCCAAGUUGGAAUGUCUCGGCAGGAAGUGCGUGACGCAGCCAGACUGCAGAUCGGGGACACGGGUCUCCUUGAUUUCGUCCUAAAGUCUUUGAACAACUUCAUCGUCGGCAAUCAUGUCGUUCGUCGAGCUAUUAAUCCAUCCACGAGAGUGCUAGAGUAUACAAUCGAUGAGGUGGUUGACGGAAUUGUUGCAGUGGAAGUAAGGAACGUAACUCCUGUAGAUGAUGUGGUUUUGGAGAAGCCGUUUCGUGCUCAGAUACUGUUAUCGAAUUCGUUGGAUGGAUCGAACAUUUACGAAGAUAUUCUGUUUCUGUACCGAACGGUGCUGCUGGAAGGCUAUCCAGAGACGGAGCUGGUGGGUUUGGCUUGUCGGGUUGUUUUGGACUGCAAGCAUUUCGUGAAACAAUGGCACUGCAACGACGAGGAUGAGUUACUGAGGUUCGAAUGUGGAGUGAUUCCGAGUGAAACAGACAUGGAAUCAUUCCUGACGCGUCCAUUACCACCAGGUGAGCUGGUGGUGCUUCAGCCGUAUGCGACGGUGGGAGAGUUGAAGAUAGCGGUGGAGAGGGCGAUGAGAGAUACGUAUUGCUUGAUGGGAAAGUUCGAGGCUAAUGAAGUGGAGGGGUUGAGGGAGGUAGAGGAUGAGGAGGUGCUCUUUGGAACUGUGGAGUCGGGUGCGCAGGUUUGGGUGAGGGGGAGUGGGGUUGAGUUGGAGAAGGAGAAGCUGCGGUACGAGGGCGGUACGGACAAUUGGACGGUGGACUGUUCUUGCGGUGCGAAGGACGAUGACGGGGAGAGGAUGGUUGCUUGCGACAUAUGCGAGGUGUGGCAGCACACGCGUUGCGGCGGCAUUGAAGACAGCGAAGCUCCGCCGUUGCUGUUUGUCUGCGAAAGGUGCCGCACCUCUAUCAUGCCACAGUUGACUGGGUUUGACGUUCAGUAUUCAAAUGGUGUCGACGAUUUCUUGUUAGAGUGCGCCUAGAGGGGAAGC